GGAGACUCUCCUCCAUUGAUCUUCGUAAUAUAUUACUGAUUUAUAAUGAGUUGAUUGCUUUGGUUACUGGUUAUAUCAUUGUUGUACUAUAUAAAGUAGCUCUUGCAUUGACGUAUACAGGACUUCUUCAAAGUACCUCCUCUUUUUUACUCUUGCUGCCUCCCUUCACAAAAUAUAGCUGCCACCAUGAGCAACAAGGCACUCGUCUUCAAAAAGAUACCCGAAGGCUACCCUGUCCCUGGGGAACACCUGACCAUUGAAACUGUACCCUACGAUGCCAACACUCCAGCCCCUGAGAAUGGAGUGACCCUACAAUCGCUGUACACUAGUUUCGACCCAUACAUGCGUGGGCGCAUGCGCCCGGCGGAUAUCAAGUCCUAUGCACCUCCUUUCACCCUUGGCAAACCGAUCGACAGCCGCAGCAUUGCCAAGGUUCUCCGCUCGAACAACCCGAAAUACAAGGAGGGUGACAUUGUCAUCGGCCAACUGCCGAUCCAGCAGUACGUGGUGCUGGAUGGUAAUGCGGUUAAGACGAUCGGCCCUCUCAACAAUCCGCUGGGAAUCGAGGAUCUCAGAGUCUUCCUGGGUGCUCUCGGUAUGCCGGGUCUCACUGCAUACUCCUCCCUGUAUAAGAUCGGCAAGCCCAAGAAGGGCGAAACCAUUUUCGUCUCCGCUGCUAGCGGUGCCGUUGGCCAACUGGUAGGUCAGAUUGCCAAGCAUGAAGGCCUGAAGGUCAUCGGUAGCGUCGGCUCCGAUGCGAAGUUGGAAUACAUCAUGAAGGAGCUUGGCUUUGAUGCAGGAUUCAACUACAAGAAGGAGAAGCCCGCGGAUGCUCUCGCCCGCCUUGCCCCCGAGGGCCUCGACAUCUACUACGAAAAUGUCGGUGGAGAGCACCUCGAGGCUGCACUGGAUGCGAUGAAAAACUUUGGGCGUGUCGUUGUAUGCGGCUUGAUUUCUCAGUACAAUUCUGAACCGUAUCCGAUUAAGAACAUUCACAACAUCUUGGUUAAGCGUCUUACGAUGCAGGGAUUCAUUGUGGGAGAUGCUGACACCGGCCCAGUCUAUGCCGAAGAGCACCAGAAGAAUGUGCAGAAGUGGAUCAAGGAGGGCUCCUUCAAGCCGCUCACUUAUGAGACAGUUGGGAUUGACAAUGCUGCAGAGGGUUUGGUUGGCCUUUAUUACGGAAAGAACUUGGGCAAGGCGAUUCUGAAGUUCUAAAUGUUCUGUUACUGUGAUGUCAAUAUGCAUGAGACUGUAAUUACACCACAUUGUAUUUGGAGAAUAGAAAUUUAGCAGUAAUCGUGCCCGCAUCGCCUACCUACCCGCGUUCCCCGUGUAGGCGUGCCCCAGUUCAAUGACUCGUUUUUGAAUCCAACGCCUAGCUACCCAUCUAAACUAGUGAUAUUUUUAAAAAUAAGUGGCUCACCAUCUGGACCUACCAUGAAGCCUUCUAGAGCUUCAUUUUCAGCCUCAUUUAAUGGUGGUCGGUUGGCUAGCCGCUCCUUUUCCUUCUCCAGAAUCUUCUGAUCUUGUUGGGCCCGUCUAACAUCCUUUUUCAUC
Molecule: messenger RNA, 1560 nt
Organism: Monascus purpureus
Lineage: Eukaryota; Fungi; Ascomycota; Eurotiomycetes; Eurotiales; Aspergillaceae
Source: the annotation of a GenBank genome assembly